This is a messenger RNA of Danaus chrysippus (African queen), 5115 nucleotides long. Lineage: Eukaryota; Metazoa; Arthropoda; Insecta; Lepidoptera; Nymphalidae. The record is from the annotation of a GenBank genome assembly.
AUGGGUGGAAAAACCAAACAGAGCCAGAGAACUAAGAAUAAUGUUCGGCCCUCAAGUAGUGGCAGAAGUGCAGAAAUACUUAGCAACAGUCUGAAAUUGGAUUCAUCAUACAUUAUAACAGGGUCUGGGAAAGUUCUUCCGGCUUUGUUUCCAACACUUACAACAACACCAAUCGACCAAGGCCUCAGUCCAGAAUAUGCAGUGUGUUUCAAAAAGUUCCACAAAAAAGAUCCCGUCACUAAAACUAAGGCCUUACAAGAGCUGACUGAACUAGUUAAAAAUGGUGAUAAAGAAGAAGUGGUAUCAGCACUGCCGAGCUGGGCUAACAUCUACCAAACACUCACAGUAGAUGGUGACAGACAAGUACGAGAAACUGCACAGAUAUGUCAUAGUGCAGUCAUAUCUACAUGUGGUCGUCGCGUUGCUCCAAUACUGCGGCGUAUUCUCCCCGCCUGGUUACUAGCCAGUGUAGACGACCAUGGACCGGCUCAGACGGCUGCUCUUAAUAGUCUUCAGAACACAUUCCCUGAUGGAAAAUUAGCUGAAGCCAUAUCAUUCUGCAAGUCGGAAAUCCUUUCAUUACUUAUAGACAACUUGACUGGGAAUGCAGAGGCUAUGCUCAGUAACAAGGUGGAGGAUGUUGAGGAGCGUGGCAUGCAGGUGUCUCGCCUGCUUGGUUGCAGCUUGCUAGCCCUAAAAGCCGUGCUGUUGAAACUAACAGAACACCUGCAAAAUAUAGAACAGCUGGAGGAACAGCUGGACUGGUUGAGGGAACAGCUGGAACACCUGCUAGGGAAUAACACCUUCUGGAAAUUAGCCACACAUGAAUCACAACAUGUCAGAUACUCAUGGUACUCAUGUAUGGGUACCCUAUGGUCCGUGUACCCUAGGGCUCCGCCCCCGAGUCACUCCCGCCGCCUACUGAAGGCGCUCACGAACAAGCCAGAGUCCGGCGCUUCGCCCUGGACCGCCAUGUUGAUGAUAGCUAACACUCACCCGAAUUGGCACGAGUGGUUGGACAAGAAGGAUCUUCUGGUGAAGAGAAUGAUAGGUGUACUGGAGAAUGGUGGUGGCGGGGAGUGUCGUGUACUAUGUGAGUCUCUCCGCGGGCUGCUGUCGUCUCUGCCUCGCGAUAUGAAAACCAGGGACUUCUGGUCGACUUUCUUUGACGCCGCAUUCAAGGGUCUUAAAAACAAAAAUCUACUAAGUUCGAGGAGUGAGAGGCAGUGGUGGAUAUCAAACAUAGCGGAAUGUAUGAAGUAUGUGAGCGAACAGAAUGAUGACUGGGUCGUUGAAGUUAUUACAGGAGUACAUAGAACUUGGCUUGAACUGAUCGCUACGAUACAAGACAAGCUGACAAGAACCAAUAUGAUCAAACACUCCGCCACACAAAUGGCGAUAUUAGUCAAAAACUGGCUACAACACUCCAAAGAAUUCAAUAACGAGAAAUACGACCAACUCAUAAGAAAUUACUGGCAGAACAUCGGCUCCACGAUCGCCUCACAGAUAGACAAAAUGUCCUUUGAAGAAUGUGAUAUUAAGAACUCGAUCGAAUAUCACACUUUAAUGUUGAAAUCAUUGAAGACAGGAUACAACGAGGAUAAUAAACAACAGCGGUGCAUCAAAUUCGCUGACGAAGAUGACAAAACUGAAAAGGAGACUAUUAAAAUGGAUUUAGACGAAAGACUACAGGAGCGGUUUGAACACAAUUUAUACGAAAUUGUGGACAGCACGUGUUGUGGUUAUUUCAAUUUUGCUCAGACGAAGCAAGUCUCCAGAUCAGUGUUCCCGGCCCUGCAGACUCUGUUGAAUGAGUUUGAGUGUGAGCGGCUGUUUCAAUCGCUGGCGAGGCACUUUGAUUGCCAGAACAUAUUUGGUUUUUACGAUAAAGUUCUUAAGAGUUGGCUGUCCGGAGACACUAUGAGGUGUAAAGAUCUGGUCGACGUGAUGUUCACUCUGGCUAAAUAUUUGAAUGAAGCAGAACUCGAAGCCAUGUACGACUCCUUCCAACAGUUUCCUCCUCAAGUGGUGGAGUGGUGUCUAUCUCCGUCUUUGUCACUCUCACGUGAAUCCUCGUCUGUUGGAGCGAGAUGGCUGCGUGGGCCGGUCUGCGAGGCGGCCGUUGUGGGACUUAGCAGGCGACCCGAAGACCCCUCGGCCAGGGAACUAUUACUGGAAUGUAUGACUGUCAAUAAAGAUGGAGAGCUGCCCGUGAGUGAGUCCACAGCGUCGUGUGUGUUGCGUGUGUUGUCGUCCUCCAUGUGUUCUCCUCCGCCGCUCCACGUGUCGUCUUUAGUGUCAUCUCUGCUCCUCUCGCUCCACACCACACUCCUCACUGAUCGUUGUCAACAACUGGUGCUCACUAUGUUCGAACUUGUGUUGAAACAUCCGAAUUCAUCUUCUCUUCGUUCCUCGCUACUCGACUGUGUGUGCGUGUUGGGUCGUGAGUCUUCAUCAGAGGCGCUCCGUAGGGCGAGGAACUGGCUCUACCAUGACAUAGAGGAACUAAACAUGAGUCGUAUAGAGCACGUAGCGUCUUUAUGUCCGUACGUGUUGUUACCGAGCGAGUCUAUCCCUACUGACACGAGUUAUCUUUCUUCCCUCACUCGUGUACUAACUGACGACCAGCUACGACCGACCGUCCCGCUAGAAGUAUUCGCUUUGAGAUGCGACUGUAUCUUCGGGAACAUCAACUGCCCUAUAGAAGACGAUAAUGACGUCAUCAAAACCAUCGUCACUACAUCUGAUAUGGACCACGCGGAGCUCUCAAAAAUGGACCUUAUGGUGCACGUAUAUAAGAGUCUGUUCAGAUCGUUCUUCAUACAAGCGAUCGUCACGCGUCACGCGGACGUCAUGGCGGAUGUGUUCUUCAGAGAACAAUACGCGCUCUGUCUGUAUGAAUACGUCAUAAUAAAAACUCUGUUUGAUCGAUACGCCUUCUGGUGCCACUAUGAGAUUAUAUACGAUACCAAGAACCGUAUGGACGUUGUUUUAGACGAUAUAUUCACUAAGACGCCGUACAAACACAAGGCGUCUCUGUUGAUAUACUUGUCGGAGCAGGCGGCCUCCAAGGGUUACUACUGGUCGUACGCAACCAGGCUGUUCGACGAUAAGGUUAAAGAGUACGUGAAGAUGAACCCGGACAAUGAACCCAUCUGUGAAGACGAGAAGGAGGUUAGGGUUGAGGCUGAGCUGGCUAAAGAAGUACUGGACUCUAUGUGUAUAGACAAGUUAAAGGAUAUCAUGACUGGAAACGGAUUCUUCCAUAGCUUACAGGCGGAGCGCGGCGGGGUCCAACGUACUCGCUACAUGGUUAUGUUACGCAGCGUGUUCGCGGCUCACACUCACGAGCCGGACGUACUGCGAGCAGCGCUGUCCUCGGGCUGGGGCGCCACACACACACCCGUGGACCUAUACUACACACACAACCACGUUAUGUUGUAUGAGAGAGAGUUGCUGACGGCGCCGUGGAGUCAAAUAAUAAGCAACGCGUCCAUCGUGGACUUCCUCACAGAGUGUGUGGAGCGAGGCUGGGACCUGUCCGCCGCGGAGUGGGACUUCACCACCAUCACGCUCUGCUCGCUCAUCACCUCGCUGAGGAACAGCGCUGAGGGAUGGGAGGCAACUAAGGUGUCAGUCCUCGCCCGUCCCGUGCUGCAGCUCCUCUCGAGCGUGUCGUCGUUCAUCAAUCAGCUCCCUCGCCGCUGUGUGUUGGAGCAGCCCGCGCCGCACGUGGCCGCGCUCAUCACCGAGUGGAAGGACAUCUUCCUACCAGACAUCAACAAGAACCUGUUCGAGAUGAUCGUCAUCGUGCUCAAAUCAGCGGACGAUCACAUGACUUCUAGUAGAGUGUCGACCAUUUCGAGCCUCAUAACAGCAACCAAACACAUGGACUACAAAUACGUUAAGAGGACGAGCGACACCGAGUUAAAGAACAUAGCUAGCGUCGCUAUACGAGUGUUGGACCGGAUGACGCACCACGCUUACAAGUACCUGGCCUUCUACACGCUCGACCUCAUCAGCAAACACAUGGUGCUGGACGACGCUGAAAAGUUAGCGGAGUGGAGCGCCCGCUCAGACGACAGUCCGCGGCCGGAGUUCUCUCUGUGUUACUACGACGAGACGCUGGUGAGGUUACAGGAGAUGGUGGACGCUGCGCUCGAACAUGUGGACGGCGUCUGUGGGUCCCGCGUGGUGUGGUUGUCUGCGGGGGCGCGUGUGUCGUGUUCCCUACUGCUGCUAGCCGCGGCCGUGCUAAGACACGCGGCCGCCGCGCGCACCGACCUCGCGCACAUGUAUAUAGAACUGUUCAGAGAGAACAAGUACGCGGAGUGGUGGAUGCAGACGACCCUCAAGCUGCUACCCCCGGAGGUAGCUGCUUACGCUCUCGAGGAGACGGAUGCGCUGCCCGACCACUGUCUGAAAGACUUUGAAGUGCUGCCCGAACUAAACGUAUAUGGUUGGUGUAACGGUCGCACAGUAAGCCGCCUAUCUUGUUGGGUGCUGACAGCCACUCUAGGUGGGUCGGGCGCUGGCGGUGCGCGCGGCUGGAGCCUUGCGUCUCCACGCACAGCGCGCGCACUACAGCGACUAGUACCGGCAGCUAUCACUCCACCCUUAGUGCGCACACACCUCACACAAUUGAGAGAACGCGCGGGGGAACUGGCUGGAGCGAAAGUCGCUAUACGCUGGCAAAGAGGCGAAGUCCGCUGUGUCUUAGAAUUAGAGGAGCGUGAACUUGAAUUGACGGUCCGUUUCGCCCCGUCCCACCCUCUAGCCUUACCAUAUGUGUCCACUCCGCCUAACUCCCCCGCGCCGGAUACACACUGGAUCGUACUGUAUUUAGCCUACCAGAACGGUACCCUCCUAAACGCUCUCAAGAUGUGGAUGUCAGCGGUAACAGCCCGCGUGGAGUCCUCGCCUCAAUGUUACAUCUGUUACUGCCGCAUGCACCCCGCCAGCGGACGUCUGCCCACUGUACCCUGCCAUCAAUGCAGAAACAAGUUCCACUCGCCGUGUCUCGUGAGUUCACACAACAACAAAACAAUAACACAACCAAACAAUGUAAAGGAAAUAACGUCAGAGAUCAAAGUUUCUCACAAUACAAUUAUGUGA